AAGCUCCGUGAUUAUAGGUUCACGAUCAGUGUAUAUAUAGGUGCCAUAGAUUGCUGCUUUCUCUGCCCGUAUUACUCUCAAUUCCCAAGUCCCAACAACUCCAAUCCUCGGCAAGGUGCUCACGAAGCUGUCGGCGUGAUGGAGGCGGCUGUCGGCGCGGCGAGCUCGCUCCUCGGGAAGGUGCUCACGAAGCUGUCUGAGGACCUGGUGGCCGCGUAUGUUGACAGCCUCGAGCUCGGCCACAAUUCCCAGCAAAUCAAAACUAGGCUGCUGCACACACAAGGGCUGCUGCAAGUGGCCGAGGGGAGGGACGUGAGCAACGUCACUGCCCUGCAGGCCUUGUUGGAGGAGCUGAGCAAGAAGGCCGAUGAGGCGGAGGACGCGCUGCAUGAGCUCCACUACUUCAAGAUCCAGGACCAGCUUGACGGCACCCACUAUGCGGUGCCGGAUCUGGGCGAUGGCCUCCGUGGCCAUGCUCGCCAUGGUCUCCAUGCUCUUCGCUACACUAUCGGUAACUGGUUUCCAUGCUUUUCUUGCUCUCGUACGCAAGAUGAUGCUUCUGCUCCUACUCCUGUUGCCAAUAGCCUACACUACACAACCAACUCUGCUACUGCUAGUGCUGAUGAUGGUGGCCAUGUCGAUAAGUUACAUUUCAACAGAGUGGCCAUGUCCAGCAAAAUCAAGUCAGUAAUAAAUGACAUACACUCCCUAAGUGACCCCGUCUCUGAUUUGCUCAGCAAAAUUCCAAGCAACAGCACAGCUGUCACCUUAAAACGGCCUCACAUAGGAUCAACAAUUAUACAGGAUACAUUGCAUGGGAGGAGAGACAUUUUUGAGAAAAUUGUUGAUGAUAUCACAAGUGGCACACAUCACGGUAAAACCGUUUCUGUUCUUCCUAUAGUUGGCCCGGGGGGUAUUGGAAAGACAACUUUCACCCAACACCUGUACAAUGAUAGUAGGCCUGAAGAGCACUUCACUGUUAUGGUUUGGGUAUGUGUAUCAACUGAUUUUGAUGUGUUGAAGCUCACCCAACAGAUCCAUAACUGCAUACCUGCAACUGAAAGCGAAACUGCAAUUGAAACAACCAAUCUAGAUCGGCUUCAGAAAUCCAUUGCACAGAGACUCAAGUCCAAAAGAUUUUUAGUUGUCUUGGAUGAUAUAUGGAAAUGCAAUAGUGAUGACGAGUGGAAAACCUUGCUAGCUCCGUUCACAAAGGGGGAAGCCAAAGGCAGCAUGAUACUUGUCACAACUCGAUUCCCCAAAAUAGCAGGAAUGAUGAAAACUGUUGAUCCAGUAGAACUUCAAGGCUUGGAGUCUAAUGACUUCUUCACAUUCUUUGAAGCAUGUAUAUUUGGUGAACAUAAACCUAGGGAUUAUGAAGAUGAGUUAGAUGGUAUUGCAAGAGAAAUUGCAAGCAAGUUAAAGGGCUCCCCACUAGCAGCCAAAACAGUUGGUCAACUAUUGAAGAAAAAUCUUUCCUGGGAACAUUGGAAUGAAGUUCUUCACAAUCGCGAGUGGCGAAACCAGAAAAGUGAUAAUGAUAUUAUACCAUCUUUGAAAAUUAGCUACUAUUAUCUCCCUUUCUAUAUGAAAAAAUGCUUCUCAUAUUGUGCCCUUUUUCCUGAAGAUUAUAGGUUUAGCAAUUCCGAAAUUAAUCAUUUUUGUAUUGCAAUAGGCAUCAUAGACUCUAGCUACCCAAGAGAUAAGAAUUACAUGGAAGGUCUAGUGGAAAAUGGUUUUCUCAUGAAGGGGGUUUACGAAAAAUCACCUUUUGAUGAAUACUAUGUAAUGCAUGAUUUAAUGCAUGAGCUAUCUCGGAGUGUCUCUGCACAAGAAUGCCUCAAUAUAAGUGAUCUAGAUUUUAGAGCCGAGGCCAUCCCACAAUCUAUUCGGCACAUAUCCAUCACCAUAGAGAAUAGAUAUGAUGAAAAAUUUAGGGAAGAAAUGGGUAAACUGAAGGGAAGGAUAGACACUGUAAAUCUACGGACAUUGAUGGUUUUUAGAGAAUAUGAAGAAAGAACCACUGAGAUCUUAAAAGAUACGUUUAAGGAAACAAAUGGCCUGCGUGUCCUAUUUACAGCAGUGGAGUCCCUUGAAUCUCUGCCACAAAGCUUUUCAAAACUUAUCCACCUCCAGUACCUCCAAAUUAGAUCACCCUACGAAACAGAAAUGGCUUUACCUAGCGCACUAUCCAGAUUUUAUCAUUUGAAAUUCUUGGACCUAAGUAGGUGGUAUGGCAGUUCUAAUUUGCCUAAAGACAUUAGCCGCCUUGUGAAUUUACGCGAUCUCCUCGCUGAAAAAGAACUCCACUCCAAUGUUCCAGAGGUUGGAAAGAUGAAGUAUUUACAUGAGCUAAAAGAAUUCCAUGUUAAGAAAGAAAGUGUUGGAUUUGAUUUGAGAGAGUUGGGGGAAUUGAGAGAGCUUGGGGGGACACUCAGUAUACAUAAUCUUGAAAAUGUGGCAACCAAGGACGAGGCUAGUGGCGCCAAAUUGAUGUUGAAAAUGGAUUUGAAAGAGUUGACAUUAGUUUGGGACGGAGAGUUGCCGAGUGAUAUAGAUGCUCAUAUUCUUGAUGCUCUUCAACCACACUCUAACCUUACAGCACUUGGCAUUAUAAAUCAUGGUGGUACCACUUAUCCUAGUUGGUUGUGUCCUGAGAUAUUGGUGAAAAAUUUAGAGACUCUCCAUUUACACGGCGUGUCUUGGGGAGCUCUUCCACCUUUUGGGCAGCUACCAUAUCUCAGGGAACUCAGCUUGAAGAGCAUUUCUGGAGUGGUUCAGAUUGGUCCGGACUAUGGUGGUGUUACAGGCAAAUGUCUUAUGCAGUUGAAGAAUGUUGUGUUCCAUGACUUGUCAGAACUUGUUGAGUGGGUUGUGGAACCUAAUUGCCAUAUGUUUCCAAGUCUUGAAAGCAUCGAUUGCAGUAAUUGUCCCAAUCUAUGCGUGGUGCCCUUCUCGGAGUGCUCCUGUACCAGUUUGUGCAGGCUUCGCAUUGAUGAUUGCCCCAAGUUGUGUCUGCCCCCCAUGCCUCACACCUCCACACUAACAGAUAUUGCUGUUGAAAAUGGUUCAGAAAGGUUGUUUUCCUAUGGAAAAAAUUUGGUUGUUGCCGGUGCUUUGGCCUUCCACAAUCUGGGUGAAGUUGAGAGUCUCAGUAUAGAUGUAUGUCAUCUUACUGGAAAUUUUUUGUCAAAGGUGUUCAGUAGUUUCCCGACUCUUGCUGAAUUGGAGAUAAGGUUUUCAUCUGAAAAUUCUGAAGACGAUGAGGAACGAGUAAUACAGUUCCCAUCAUCUAGCUCACUGCAGACACUUAGCUUCUGGAUGUCGAAUGGCUUGGUUCUUCUGCCUGCCGAGGAUGGAGGAGGAAUCCAGGACAUCACGUCGCUACAAUCAUUAAAAAUAAUGUAUUGCAACAAUUUGUUCUCUCGGUGGCCCAUGGGAAAAGCAGGAGGAGCUCCCAUGACCAACCCUUUCCCUGCUUCCCUCAGGAAACUUCAUAUUGAGGGAGAGUCAGGCAUGCGGUCAAUGGCUCUGCUCUCAAACCUCACCUCUCUCACACAUCUAAGGCUAAUAGGCUGCGAGAAUUUGAUGGUGGAUGGGUUCAAUCCUCUUAUCACAGUCAACCUCAAGGAAUUGGAGGUCCGGAACAACUUGUUCCAGACCAAAUCUGUAGCAGCGGAUCUGCUCUCAGAGGUGGCAAGGACCAAAUCAAUGCAUGCGGGUUCCUUACAAUUGAGGAAGCUGGAGGUGGAUAGCAUCUCGGCGGUGUUUGUUGCUCCCAUUUGCAGCCACCUCUCCGCUACCCUCCACGAACUGCAAUUCCAUGAUGAUAAGCGGGCAAAAAGCUUCACGGAAGAGCAAGAGCAUGCGCUUCAGCUCCUUACCUCCCUCCAGACACUAGGAUUUAAUCAUUGCAAGGUUCGGCAGUCCCUCCCUCAGGGAUUACAUCACCUUUCUUCUCUCAAAGAAUUAGAAGUCAGCAGUUGUCCUGAACUCCCAUGGCUGCCAGAGCAGGGCUUCCCCACUUCGCUGCAAGUUCUACGUCUAUGGUUUGGCAGUGCAGAGCAAAAACAGCAAGCUGAGAAAUUUAAAAAAACAUACCCAAGUUUACGAGUAGAUUGUGCUUUUUAGCCCAAGGCUAGCAGAGCAGGCUCCACUGUUGCAAUAUGUACAUAGCUUCUGAAAUCUGACAGGCUGCCAGGCACACGCCAAUCCGCCAGAGGUGUGGCAGGUUUUGUCCCACACUUGCCUUUGUUCUGCUUUCAUCUGCCAGCUGCGUGGUAAAUAUGAAGACUAAGGCGACUCCUGAUAGACCUAUAGAUGAAUGUCUAUUUUAUUUAACAGAAUUUCAACAGGACAUGAAACACGAGACAUCACAUAUCGAUUCUGCAAAUUGGCCUCCAGUUCUGCUUUUAUGGAAUUAUUAAUCCUGUGUGUGCUUGCCAAUUUCGAUAGAGAAGUGUCAACAAAAAAGGGCAACCUGGUGCAUGUAGCUCCCGCUUGCGCAGGGUCCAGGGAAGGGUCCGACCACUUUGGGUCUAUAGUACGCAGCCUUUCCCUACAUUUCUGUAAGAGGCUGUUUCCAGGGCUGUCAGGUGUCAACAAAAUGAAGAAAACCACUUUUUGAAUUAAAUGACAAUAUGAAGUGAAGGUGUUUCAGACGAUCCAGUCUUAUUUCCCCGGUCCCUGCGAAGGAUCAACCAUCUGAGCAUUCUGAAGCUUAGAAUGGCAUCAUGUUCAAUGUCCAGGCUGCUGGGUAGUUUGCCAGAAUAAUUUGCAACAAUCGCUGGUACGUAAUUGUCCAGUGUUUCUGUAUUUACACAUACAGCCACCCUAUAAUUCUUAUGCAACUUCUAAGCUGAGGUUGCACUGGCAUCCUUCAGUGUUCUAGAACAAAUACAAACAACAGUGAAUUUCACAGUUGGCAAUUACAUCCGAAUAAUAACAGUAAAUGAAGCAUUUGUCCUGAUAUUCUGAGUGAGCCAAGCCUCGGAGUCCUGCAGUGACCAUUUAAAAGUCCUGUGUUUAAGACAGCCUCUUGGCAGAAAGAAGCAAGGGAAAGGCAUCUAGAAGUUACCUUCCCCAGGCACCACAACGUGUGGGAGCUUCUGGCAGUGGGUACACCCUCACUGGAGCUCAAAAGCGACGAUGGGUUAUGCGUCAGAAGUGGUGUUUCUCUCAAUUUGCUCCCAGUUGACGAACCCAUACCCCAAGGAUGUUUUCAAGUUCAGCUUCUGGGCGAAGGUGUAGCACCAAGAUGGGAUCUGAUGGAAAUGGACCGCCAACGGUUGCUACUCCGCGUCGAGCCCCCACUUCAUUCAGUUUGUUGGCAGAACUAAGCCCUGUCUUCCUUGAGCUGAUCUGGCAUGUCACAGCAAAUGUGCAUGAUUUAAGCUCUUGAGCCAAAACUUAUGCAAUUUCCAUACAAGCGGCCCGAGAAUUAGUUACUGCCAAGACUCGGCAAGUUUGCUCCAUCCACGGCUUGUGUCUCACAAAUUAAUCCUAUGUUUUUUUAGCCGUCCUCAAGCCUAACUAAUAUGUAUAUCUAGUAUAAGUAUCCCCACAGCCACAUGUUCCUUGUGAAGGUGAAUGAGAAUUCUGAAUUUCAGUU
Messenger RNA from Triticum aestivum (bread wheat), 5611 nucleotides. RefSeq names its product putative disease resistance protein RGA3. NCBI's taxonomy places the organism in Eukaryota, Viridiplantae, Streptophyta, Magnoliopsida, Poales, Poaceae. The transcript is spliced from 8 exons. Gene Ontology annotation, molecular function: ADP binding. Bases 139 to 4131 code for a protein of 1330 amino acids. The record is from RefSeq and is a predicted model, not a curated record.